GGGGAGGAGCUCAGUGAAGAGGAGACGUGGUGUGAGGUCUCCAUCACGUAUGGUGAUGUCAUAAUCUUAUCGAAUGUUGUGCGCUGAUGACAUCACAAUGGGAUCAGUGCCCGCAGGAGGCUGAUGCACACAACACGGUCACUUUACUAUUCGGAAUUCGAGCUUGAAGUACGAAUUUAACAGUAAUAAGAAAUUUUCUUAGACGCCAUCAUGAGUGACAAGCGUCGAAAAGGUGAUCAGCGGCCGCCGGUCACCACCACAUCCUCGCGGACAUCCUUUGGCUCCAUCAUUCUGACCCCAUUCAGAAAGAUUUAUGAGUGAUGCAAGAAACUAAAGAAGCCAAGCGCCAUGAGAGGUGUCUAAUGGUUCUCCACCUCAUUUUCUCUAAAUAAAGACAACGACAGAAGCCAAGGACCCAAGGAAAACACUCUAAUCUACAGAGAUGACUCCAUGAUACAGAGUGGAGAUGAUGCUGCCCAUCAGGGUGCAGAUAAUGCCCAUGAGGGGCUCAUAAGAGGUAAAAGACCUUGAGACACUGGAGAUGCAGAAAUCUUCCAGGACCAUCAACAACCGCCUCCUAAAAUUCAGAGGAUUAAUCAGGAUAGUGAUGAAGCGCCCACUGCGAGCCUCAAAAGGCUGAGGCCUCUAAAAAAAACUGAGACUAACCCCCACCCCCCCCCCCCAACCAGAUAAGAAAUACAUGACAAAAGCCAACUGUGACCAAAGGGGUGAGGAUGAAGGUCUAUCCCAGGAGGAGCCCAAUGGCUGCACAAUACAGAACACCAAGCACCUGUCUCCCGACCAAAUGUCACUGCUGCAAAGUCAGGGCUAUGAAGGCAUGUUGGACGAUGAAAUCAUCAAUACGGCUCAAGAUCUCCUCCAAAGGCAAUUCCCCAACUCCGAUGGCCUCCAGCCUGUGGUCGCUGUCCUCGUGCCCGGGUACAAGGUAACAAAAAAUGCUGUUCAGAUCCAUCACGGUGGGGAAAGAAUGCAUUGGCUAACCAACAGCUAUAGAAACAGCAAGAUCAUGGUGGCCGAUAGCAUAAGAACCGACAAUCUGUCACCUUACAUACGUGACCAGAGAACAAACUUAUACAGUGGAGUAGUACACGAGCCCCUUAAACAUAUGCACUUUCAGGACGUAGACCAUCAGAAGAACAACUACGAUUGUAGAGUCUUUGCCAUUGCUUUUGCCUACGAGCUGCUGUCGGAGGAUGGAGACCCAGAGGUGACCGACAACCACAAGGCAAUAAGGGGACAUCUCAUUACUUGUCUACACAACGGAAGCAUAAACAAAUCUCCCAUAAAGGAAUAGUGAGACCACCACGAGACCACCACACAAUUACAGUGCUGACUGUCAAUGGCCCAACUAGUGCUGGUGUAUGCCUUAUAAUAAAUAUAUACCCAAGAAACCUGCCAUAUGCCUUAUAAUAAAUAUAUACCUAAGAAACCUGCCAUAUUGUGUACUAAAUAUACA
Hyla sarda is the source of this 1477-nucleotide messenger RNA. RefSeq lists its product as uncharacterized. The transcript has 2 exons. Lineage: Eukaryota; Metazoa; Chordata; Amphibia; Anura; Hylidae. Bases 701 to 1315 code for a protein of 204 amino acids. The record is from RefSeq and is a predicted model, not a curated record.